CGCUUUUAAGCUUGAAAAUUGGCAUCAAGCCGCGGCUUACUACUGUUCCUGGCCGUUAAAAAUUGUACAUUCAUUUCACGGUAUUCGACAUCUUCUCCCCCCAAUUGACUUCCUUCUUAUCCAAUAACAAGAAUCAAGAAGAAUACAAAGUUCAAGAUGUUGCGCUGGGGAAUUCUUGGUACCAGCUUCAUCUCUGACACCGUUGUCAAGUCGAUCCUCGCCAGCCCUGGUUCACGCAUCACGGCCGUCUUUGGACGCAAUGAGGCCCGUCUCGACGCUUUUGCUGCAAAAUACAACAUCGCCACCAAAUACCAGGACCUGGAAGCUCUGAUUGACGAUGCCGAGGUCGAUGUCGUCUAUGUCGGCUUGCCUAGCCAUAUGCACUCUUCCGCUGUGAUUGCUGCCGCGAAGAGGGGUAAGGCCAUUCUCUCAGAGAAGUCUCUCGCAACAACCAUGGAGGAUUCGCAUGCUAUGAUUGCAGCUGUCAAGGAGGCGAAUGUUUUCUUCCUCGAGGGACUCAUGUAUCUCUCUCACCCUUUGAUGGAGAAGGUUGCCUCCAUUGUGCGAUCUGGUGUUCUCGGCUCGAUCAAGGGCAUGUCAGGCUACUACGCCGCCAACAUCUGGAAGAAGGCCAACCCUCUGGGCAUGGGCACCAUUUACAACCUGGGAUGCUACCCAGUUUCCCUGGUGCAUUUCAUCAUGGAGACGGCGUUUGGACCUGAUGCGUUUGAGAAGAGACAGCUUACUGGCAUGGGCAACCUGUCCAACGAAGGCAGUCUGCAUGCCCGUGACGCUUCUCUCAAUGUUCGGUUCGACAAUGGCGUCUUGGCCACAAUUCAGUCAACUGAUAGCUUUGGCAACGAUUUUUCCUUUUCUAUUCAGGGCGACAAGGGUGUUCUGCGAUUCAAGACAAACCCCUGGCUCCCACUGGCGGGCGACAACGUUAUUGAGAUUAAGACUUAUGGUGGAGCGACAGAAGAGAUUGUUGUUUCAGCCCAGAUGGAUGCUUUUGGGCACCAGGUGAAGCGUGUGGAAGAGUGCAUCGCACAAGGUCUCAAGGAGGCCCCGAGGCCAUCACCAAGCUGGACCAACUCUGUUUCGAUUAUGGAUUUGCUCACCUCGUGGGAGAAUGACAUUAAAAAGCGAGCGAACUAAAUGAUGUCUUUAGAAAUGCGCUGAGAGUCGGCCAGAAAGGGCGAAGCUAACCAUAAGGAACGACGUACAUACUGCAAUAUGCAGUCAGUCCCUAUACCUAGAACUGCGUUAUCUACACUACACCAAUAAAAGAAUAUUAUUUACAACGAGUUUGAAGUGCAGCCCUAGCAAAUAUUGCAGAAUUCGAUAGAUAUCAGGCGUCUCUUUCAGUGACGGGGAGAAGGCAAUGCCACUAUGAUCUUAUUCAUCGCCAUCAGCAACCAGUGCCAUAAUAUUGGAAGUGAUAAUUUUUGUUCUAGAGCAAAGAAAAUGGUCUUUUUUAAAGGAGAAUAUAUGUAGUAUCUUUACUAUUAUGUAUCUGGGGACAUAACUGUCAUCCUGCUAGGCCUCUCACUAUACUAGGAGCCCAAUACACCCAUCAAAUAUACAUAGCUCAUUAACGUGUAUCAAAUAGCG
Molecule: messenger RNA, 1611 nt
Organism: Trichoderma harzianum CBS 226.95
Lineage: Eukaryota; Fungi; Ascomycota; Sordariomycetes; Hypocreales; Hypocreaceae
Exons: 1
Coding region: 157-1155 (332 amino acids)
Molecular function (GO): nucleotide binding
Source: RefSeq, a predicted model, not a curated record